Molecule: messenger RNA, 1752 nt
Organism: Naegleria gruberi
Lineage: Eukaryota; Heterolobosea; Eutetramitea; Acrasida; Naegleriidae
Exons: 2
Coding region: 1-1752 (583 amino acids)
Source: RefSeq, a predicted model, not a curated record
AUGCGAGUGACCGUUCCUGUGGUCCAUCAAGAAUCAGAAAUCCCUCCCGAAUUCAAACAUGAAGACAAUGAUGAAUAUUGGUGUUUCCUAACAAACUUUGAAUUUAGGGAUUCAAGAACAACUUCAUUGAAGAGUCCCGAAUUUAUUACUGAGAAGGGAGUUUCUCUCAUGUUGACUGGUUAUUUACUAACACCCGAAGAAUAUAAAUCAUCUCCUGAUGAGAAGGGUGAAUAUUUUGUCAAGAUUGUUAAUUUAAGACAAUGGGCUUUUGACCAUGAGGAUGAAACGAGAGGAAUUUGGGUCGAAUCUAAGAGACAUUGGUUUAAAUUGAUAAAGCCAACAAGGGAAUUUAAAGUAAUUUAUGAAUCGUUUGAGAAGAAGAGUAAUAUUUGGUUGGAUUUACGACCUGUAUUGACGAGAUGGAUUAAAAAGUUUGAUAAAUGUUCGGAUGAAGAUGUGAAAGCAGUGAUAAAUGAUUUAACAAUGGAAUAUGUGAUGAAAUCCAUGAAAGUGAAAGGACAUAGUGAGGAGGAGCUUAUUGAAAAUGCAUUCUUUAUUCAUGAUAAGGCAGUUCAAGAUUUUGAUACCUUUUCAUUUGAGGACUCGUCAGAAAAUCAACUUCUUAGAACACCUUUUAUGAAGGAUUUGUUGGAAUUGUCUUCUGAAAAGUCUAAAAUUCCCAUUAUUGCUAAAUCUCACUCAGUUGAUAAAAAGGGGAAAGAAAAACAGGUUGUGACUGAAGAGGAUUUUUCCUCUGAUGAUGAGGAUAUGGAUGUAAAGAUUGUUAUAGACGAUUGUUCCUCUUCAGAGGAUGAUGAUGAUGAGGAGUACUUUGUCACAGUUAAAGCUGGCCUUGAGGAUGAACAUAGUAAGGAUGAACAUGAUGAUGAUGAUGACGACUAUGAGGAAACGUUAAAGAAAAAGAGAACGAGUUCACAAGCAGCUAAAAGAAAUACACCAGAAAAGAAGAGGCCAUAUGCUCGUAGAACCUCUAAAAAGAGAACACCAACAAAGAAUGUUGACAACUCUGAGAAUCAAAAAGAGAUUGAAAAAGUCACACCUAAAAAGAGAAAAGAAUCGACAAUUAGUAGAGAAACUAAUGAUGACGAUGAGGAUUUCAAUGAAAGUGAGGAAGAAUACAGUUCUGAAAAUGGAAAAACCAAACAAAAACGAAGGAAAUUCGAAAAACCAAGAAAGGCUACUGUUUGUUAUUUCCGUGAAUAUACUUCACAACCUGGUGUUCCAACUAUGGAGGAGCUAUUGAAUCAAGAAUUCACACCUCGUCUUAUUACACAACUCAGUACUAAAUAUGAACCAGGUCUUGCGAUUCCAGCAUGCAUACCGUGUUCUUUGAAAUCGCAAAAGGUUUGCAAUAGAGAACUUCCUUGCAAUCAUUGUGAGAAUGGUGAAUGUUAUUACUUUACAUCAGAUAAUGGAUUGCUGAUUGGAGAAAUGAAAAUUGCAGCUCUAAAAGAAUUAUAUGCUAAGAUUGAUGAAGAAAAAGCUGCAAAGGAACAAUCCAGUAGUGAUAUUCUUGAUAAUUUGAUAAAGGAAACAGCUCAAACAGCUGAACCUGAAGAGGUUGAGAUAGUUGAGGAACAUAAUGAAGAACUAGAAAGAAAUAGAGAACGAGCAGCUGCUCUUAGAGAAGAAAUCAAGAAAUUGAAAAAGAUUGCCCAACAAGAGACAGCUUUAAAUGAAAGGAAAAAGAAAGAAUUGAAAGAGAUAUUUAAUUCUUUGAGCUCAAAGUAG